Leptomonas pyrrhocoris is the source of this 653-nucleotide messenger RNA. Its product is annotated as cytidine deaminase-like protein. The record is from RefSeq and is a predicted model, not a curated record. Gene Ontology annotation, cellular component: cytosol. NCBI's taxonomy places the organism in Eukaryota, Euglenozoa, Kinetoplastea, Trypanosomatida, Trypanosomatidae. The coding region runs from base 108 to 653 and encodes 181 amino acids. Gene Ontology annotation, molecular function: zinc ion binding; cytidine deaminase activity. The transcript has a single exon.
GAAAAAAUAUAUAUCCCUUUUUCGAACCCCUCCUACGAUACACUGCAUCGCCUCACGGCUUCUUUGUUUCUUUCUCUUUCUUUUACACACAUCAGCACAACAUCGUAAUGUCUUCCAUUAAGUGGUCCGCCCCGCUGGUCAUGAACCAGCUCGUGGCCCUUGCAGAUCUACCCGCCGAAAUACAGAAGGCGGCGCAGGCGGCCGUGACGGCGCAUAAAAGGGCCUACGCGCCGUACUCGAACUUUCACGUCGGUGCGGCGCUCCUGCACGACGAGGGCAGCGUGACGGCGGGCUGCAACUACGAGAACUGCACCCUGCAGGCGUGCUGUGCGGAGCGCUGCGCCAUCGUGCGCGCCAACGUGGAGGGCCGUCGGUGUGCCAACGCCGUGGCGGUGUACGGCCGCGGCUACGCGGAGGCGGCGCUGGCAAGUCCGCCGCCGUCCGAUGCGGUGUGCCCGCCGUGCGGGCUGUGCCGUCAGCUGCUGGCCGAGGUGGCCGACCUCUCCAAGAACUUCGACGAGUUCGUUGUAAUUAUGGUCUCCUUUGAUACCACGCACGCGAAGCUGGUGCGACUGGCUGACUAUCUCCCGGGGAAGUUUGGACCGUCCGACAUCGGUAUGGAUGUCGCCAAGCUGUCGAAGAGUGCACAGUAA